AUUCCUGCGCCCGCGUCGCACGUAAACAAAAGUGUGGGCUUCCCGAAGCUAACCUCACGGUUUAGAUCGGUAUUAUGUUAACAUACUACCUUAGAUAAUUCUAGUGUUAAAAGUAGAGUCACAUAUAGUCUGGAUAAUAUGAAACUAUUAUCGUGUGGGGUUUGAAGCCUCUACAGCCCAGCAGGAUAUAGUGUUUGACUACAAAUCUCCUAAAUAUGAUGGAAGAUUUCUCAGGCCUGGCUCUGCCCCCUCUGUUUGGAGGACACAUCCUCGAGGCAGAGCUGGAGCCUGGUGGUGUGGAGCUGGGACCAGGAGAGGUGGAGCUGGAUGCGGGAGGCAACGAGCUUCUCGAGAGCACGGCACAAGAAGACGAAGAGAGGCGAGCUCUUGACAAAAGGAAAUAUCUGGCUCUGAGCAGGAGAUGUAAAGAAAUUGAGCAAGUAAACCAGAAGAUUCUGGGUCGCCUUCACCAAGUACAAAGAAUUACACGACGCAUGAAAAAAGAAAGGCGGUUCCUCAUGAAGACUUUAGAUGCUCAUGGGGAUGACUACAGAAAUGCCCAGCUCACAAUACUGCUUGAGGAGGAACAUGGAGAGCACUUAGAUCCUGCUGCUGGGAUUGAGGAUGAAAAGCUCAAUGGCGUUUCCGGCUCAACUGCAGCGCUGCAACAUGCUGCUGUGCCAAAGAAGAAGAGACACAGGAUUCCUCGACAGGAGAAGGAUAAAGACACACAGAUUGAACCAGACCUGUCGGUGUUGGCAGAGACACAGUUUGGAGAAAUGCCCAGCCCAACCUCUCUGUCUCACUGAGCAGUGCCGUAGAGAUGGUGACGACAGUGACAUUAGAGCCUGUUUUCUUCAGAUGUGUUAUCGACAGCACAGACAUUUGUCAGUCAGACUUUAUACCGUUCCAAAUCAAAAGUGUAAACAGAUUGGAUUCAUACAAGGUUGUUAUUGUUCCUUUGAUACAUGCAUUUCAUUCAUUUUUUGUAUUUUUUUGUUUUGAUAUUUUGUAGUGAUACUUGACACAGACAAUUAUGACUUAUGUAAAGUGUUGAGAACAAUAAUAGUUGCAGGAAAAACUCAUGAAAACAUUGAAAAAUGCAUUGAUUUGCAUCAUUCAGUUGGUAUUACUGAUAAUGUUAUGUUAUACACUGCAUGCUUUGCUUACCUCUUAUUUUAAUUUCAAAGUAAUCUUUUUGCUUUAAAUAAAAUCUGCUUAAACAAUAUUACCUUAUCUUCA
Menidia menidia (Atlantic silverside) is the source of this 1242-nucleotide messenger RNA. NCBI's taxonomy places the organism in Eukaryota, Metazoa, Chordata, Actinopteri, Atheriniformes, Atherinopsidae. The record is from the annotation of a GenBank genome assembly.